CCCAGACUCAUCCGGAUCCAUCAUGAAAGGUCUAAUGGUGGCACUGACCAUAGGGCUGCUUACAAGCAAUGUCCUUCAGCUCCAGGGUCUUCCUAUAGAAAGCCUCGUUGUUCACAUGAGAAGAUGUAGAUGUGCCAAGCAAACCUCGGCAGUCUUUCACCCUGCAGCUUUUAAGUCUGUUCAAGUGUUUCCCCAGAGUGUAUAUUGCCGAAGGAAAGAAAUCAUAUUAAUCGCGAGAACCGGCCGGAAGAUCUGUGUGAAUCCUAAUGUUGCUUGGAUCCAGGAGUUAAUGAAGAUCUUGACCCAGAGACAGUCGUAGUAAGCAACCAGAACAGGAAGCCGCAAAUGAAGCCAGAAGGAACCAAUUCAAACCUCUCCAUCACCCCCUUUUACUUUAUUGCUUCUUUUAUUUAUAUUUACCCUGCGCCACAGCCUGGAAUGUCUUUGCUUUUCUUGAAAAGAGAUGACAACAGCAACCGAUCUGGAUGCUAGAAAAGAAAUGCACGGAAUAUAAAUUUGCCUUAAAACACGUUAAAAUUUCUAGCUACAUCAGCUGAUGGAUACCUACACAUUAACCCCUUGCUGGGCGGUUUUCUAAAAGAUCUCCAAGGACGUCAUUCCCAAUAACGUGGUCAUUUGGUGUUUAGUCAAGAUAAAGAGAGCAAAUCUGUCAAUCUUAAAGCAGCAAACUUUCAGUGCUCAUAAUUGUAAUUAGCAAACUAUCCUCACAGCUAUCCUGUGUAGUAGGUUAUGUUGACAGCAGCAAGUUUCUGAACACCCAAUGAAGUUUCUAGCCGAGUGGAGACUGUAAUCUGUCUGAGUCCAACAUUCUAGUUACUACUGGUAUGCCCUACUGCAGGGGUGGGCAAUUAUUUUUUCCAUGGGGCCGCAUAAGAAACAGAAAAUAUUGUGGAGGGCCGGGCCAAAAGG
Molecule: messenger RNA, 930 nt
Organism: Sphaerodactylus townsendi
Lineage: Eukaryota; Metazoa; Chordata; Lepidosauria; Squamata; Sphaerodactylidae
Product: C-X-C motif chemokine 13-like
Exons: 4
Coding region: 23-319 (98 amino acids)
Biological process (GO): neutrophil chemotaxis; chemokine-mediated signaling pathway; inflammatory response
Cellular component (GO): extracellular region
Molecular function (GO): chemokine activity; CXCR chemokine receptor binding
Source: RefSeq, a predicted model, not a curated record